Messenger RNA from Synchiropus splendidus (mandarinfish), 2263 nucleotides. RefSeq names its product interferon regulatory factor 5 (gene irf5). The transcript is spliced from 9 exons. Lineage: Eukaryota; Metazoa; Chordata; Actinopteri; Syngnathiformes; Callionymidae. Gene Ontology annotation, molecular function: DNA-binding transcription factor activity, RNA polymerase II-specific; protein binding; RNA polymerase II cis-regulatory region sequence-specific DNA binding. The record is from RefSeq and is a predicted model, not a curated record. Gene Ontology annotation, cellular component: nucleus. The coding region runs from base 87 to 1547 and encodes 486 amino acids. Gene Ontology annotation, biological process: regulation of transcription by RNA polymerase II; immune system process.
CGGCACUGUUCCCCAGCGAAGUCGACCAGCGGGAGGAUCCAAACUAAAUCCGGAGCCGAACCAGGUCUCCUCUUGUGUCAUGCCAAAUGAGUGCACAGCCGCGGCGUAUCCGCUUGAAGCCCUGGCUUCUGGCUCAGGUGAACAGCGGCCGGUAUCCUGGUUUGCACUGGCUCACGCCGGACCACCGUCUCUUCCAGAUCCCCUGGAAGCACGCCACCCGGCACAUGCCGACCUCAGAUGAGGAAAACACAAUAUUCAAGGCUUGGGCUCUGGAGACGGGUAGAUAUCAGGAAGGCGUGGAUGAACCUGACCCCGCCAAGUGGAAGGCCAACCUCCGCGUUGCCCUCAACAAGAGUCGAGAGUUCCAGCUCAAAUAUGACGGCACCAAAGAAACACCGCUGCAGCCGUACAAGAUCUACGAGGUGUGCGAGCAGCAAGCGAGCACAGAUGCUGCUGAAGAGGACAAAGACGAGAUGCCCAACUUCAUGGAUCUCAGCAUAACUCCCAGGAUCAACGAGGCAUCUAACUUUGCCUCCUACCCGGUCCACGCUGAGGCGAACCACUUCAGUUUACCCAGCAACGGAACGUUUGCUCCUCACCACGUCCUCACAGGUCCCCCCCAGCCGAUGACUCCAGACCUCUCUCAGCCGGAAUUCCAGGUUCCGGCACCAAUGCUGGAUCAGAAGAGCUUCAUUAAUCCUGGCCCGCUCCCGGACUUGGACCCAUUACCCUCUACAUCAGGCCUGCUGGAGACCGGUAACAUGAGUGGAGUCCAGAACCAGGAUGAUGGUCAGAACCAGACCUGCAAGUUCGACCUGCUGAGCAGCAUUCCACUCACGGACUUGGACCUGAAGUUCCUGUACCGCGGCCGGUCUAUGGGCUCGCUGACUGUCAGCAACCCUCACGGCUGCCGGCUGUACUACGGUCACCUGGAGCCCUCCCCCAACCAGGUGGAGCUCUUUGGGCCUGUCACCUUGCAGCAGGUUCGCUUCCCGGGCUCGUCGGACAUCCAGAAUCAGAAGCAGAGAAACUACACGGAGGCUCUGCUGGACGUGAUGGACCGUGGGCUGAUCCUGGAGUUCUGGCAGCAAGACAUCUACGCCGUCCGCCUGUGCCAGUGCAAAGUGUUCUGGUCGGGGAUGGGAAUGCCUGAACAAGGCCCGCCGAAUCCCAUGGAGCGGGAGAAGAAGAUCAAGGUCUUCAGUCUGAACGAUUUCCUGCAAGGGUUAAUCAUGUUCCACAAGGGUGAGGCACCCAGCCCCCCACCCUUCGAGACCUACUUCUGUUUCGGAGAGGACUGGCCCGACAAGAAGCCCAAAGAGAGGAAACUGAUCAUAGUCCAGGUCAGUGCUGUUCCAGUGGUGCCUGUGGUGGCACGGAUCCUGACCGAGAUGUUCUCUGGUGAUCUCAGCUGGUCCAACGACAGCAUCCGGCUGCAGAUCUCAAAUCCUGAUGUCAAGGACCAGACGGUGAUGCAGUUCAAGGAAAUUCAGAGGCUCCUGCAAAGUCAGCACAUCAAUGGCCCCUGGAAUCCCAGCGCAUCAUGACCCUUCAACAACCUCUGAUAGAUUAUGAACGCCCAAAAACGCUCAGUGUUGGGGAAGCUACAUCAGCUUGUAAAACUGCAUGUAGUUUUGCCUGGCGGUAGUUGAACAAACCACAUUUGGUUAAAAAAAAAAAAAGUAGCUCUGGCGACUUCUUACACUCAUUUAACUCAGAGUAAAAUAAAUCAAAGUAUGGAGUAUAUUAGAUGUACACAUCUACAAAAAGAAAAUUCACAUGUACACCUGGGUCUGUGCAUCUAGAUGGGCUUCGCGCUUGUGGGUACUUGGCGGGCCGAGCAUUGUCCAUGAUGCGCUUGUUCCACAGGACAGUCUCGGGUCAGCUGGUGACUGGCACGACAUCAUAACAACAUUAUAAUGGAGAGUGUACCUGUUGCUUGUGGCGACAGGAACGUGAUUUUAAGGAACACACUUCACGAUGUUGUCCUCGUGUUGUGACAAUGGGUGUUCUAUUUCUUGAGAAAAAUAGAUUUUGUGUUCCCGGACUAAAUUGUAGUUUGUAGAUGGUUUGUUACUGGAUGCAGUGCAAAAUGUAAAUGUGGUUUUAAUUAUCAGCAGGUUACAGCAAAUCCAAAUUAAGUUGUGUAGUUCAUAUACAUGUACUUUAUGUUUCCCCCCACACUGCUACUCCCCUCUUUUUCCAGCUGCAAAAAUGACUUCAAACUAUAUUUCAAUAAACCAUUUCAGUAUUGUUCCAAUUU